UACCUAAGCGGAUCAAUUUUCAGUUCGGUCGUUUUCACCUCCGUGUCGUAUAUACAAUGGUAGUCGUCGCACUGUCGCGCCGUCGCAAGUCCCUCCGAAUCAGAAGUGAUGGGAAACUGGGAAGCCGUCGACUAAAAACGUCGGUUGUUUGUUAUUUCGCCACCGCGUCGUGUAUGCAGUGGUCGCGCCGUCGCGAGUCCCUCCGAAUCAGACGUAGAAAGACCGUCGACUGAGAACGGUUAUAUUUUAUAUAGGUAUACACCUGCCUACCUACACGUCACACACUCACACGUAGCUGCAAACAUGCAAAAUGCUGACUCCACUGAAGUUAUCGACUUGGCCAAUCACAUUGACACGUCCAUAACCGUGGAUCAAAGACAUCGCAUAAUCGGAGCCGAAGAUAGCGCACCAACCGAUCCAGGUGUAUGCGGUAAAUUUAUGACGGCAUGUGCUUGGGUACUUGUUGUCAUCACGUUCCCGUUUUCUCUGUUCGUCUGUUUCAAAGUAGUUCAGGAGUACGAACGAGCCGUAAUAUUUCGCCUGGGACGCCUGGUAUCGGGUGGGGCGAAAGGGCCGGGUAUAUUCUUCAUUUUACCAUGUAUUGACAACUAUGCGCGUGUUGACUUAAGAACACGCACGUACGAUGUACCGCCACAAGAGGUAUUGACCAAAGAUAGCGUGACGGUGUCCGUGGACGCCGUGGUCUAUUAUCGUGUAUGUAACGCUACGAUAUCGGUAGCUAACGUUGCCAACGCUCACCAAUCUACUCGCUUAUUAGCUCAAACCACAUUGAGAAACGUCUUAGGUACGAGGCCGUUGCACGAAAUUCUCAGCGACCGAGACGCAAUAUCUAAAACCAUGCAAGUGUCGUUGGACGAAGCCACCGAGUCGUGGGGCAUCAAAGUCGAACGAGUGGAAAUUAAAGACGUGAGAUUGCCAGUUCAGUUGCAGAGGGCAAUGGCGGCGGAAGCUGAAGCGGCCCGAGAAGCUCGUGCUAAGGUCAUCGCGGCUGAAGGUGAACAAAAAGCAUCGAGAGCUCUUCGCGAAGCUUCAGAAGUUAUAAGUGAAUCUCCGGCUGCUCUACAACUCAGAUACCUACAAACAUUGAAUACAAUAUCAGCGGAGAAGAAUUCUACAAUCGUAUUCCCACUACCAAUCGAUAUAAUUUCAUUUUUUACGAGACCACGAGAACCACGAGAACCACGAGAACCUUCAAAACUAGCUCAACAAAAUCAUAGCAGUUAAAUGUAUAGGCAUUUUUUACACAUACGUUAAAAAUGAACCAAUGAUGUUAUUCAUACUUAUCAUGUUUUUUAAACAUAUAUUAUGUGUACUUAAAUAUUUUAGAUACAUAUGUAUUAUAUAUUAUGUAUUAGCUAAUAUUACAGUUAUUGACACAACAUUUUUAUUACGACAUAUAAGUUAUAUAACCAAGAAUUCAUAAAAAUGAAAUGGUUAUAACCUGGAAUUGAUAUACUUUUAAGUUAUAUGUAUAAAAAAUGUUUGAAAAUAAAUUAAUAUACUAUUAUCUAUUUAUUUUUUUUUUAUAUAUUUAUAAGUUGAUAUGUUUAGGUACCUGAACUAAACAAUGUUGUACUUAAUUAUUAUUAUUAAGACUAUUUAAAAUAAUUGAAAGGGUGGGCAAAUGUUGCCUUUAUAAACUAUAGUAGUUAUUGUUUUAUUAUAAAAAUAUUUGUUAACUUAUUACUUACAAUUCACCAAUCACCAUCAUAGUCCAUAAUAAAUAUAAUAUAGAUUAUAGUUGGUUAUUAGUAUAGGAAUAUUUUAUAACAUUGUAAUCAUUAUUAUGUUGAAUAUUUAUGUAUGCAAUAUGCAAAUAUACUGAAAUUACAUAACCCCGCA
Molecule: messenger RNA, 1863 nt
Organism: Rhopalosiphum padi (bird cherry-oat aphid)
Lineage: Eukaryota; Metazoa; Arthropoda; Insecta; Hemiptera; Aphididae
Product: band 7 protein AGAP004871-like
Exons: 8
Coding region: 304-1245 (313 amino acids)
Cellular component (GO): plasma membrane
Source: RefSeq, a predicted model, not a curated record